Mesorhabditis spiculigera is the source of this 1632-nucleotide messenger RNA. The record is from the annotation of a GenBank genome assembly. Lineage: Eukaryota; Metazoa; Nematoda; Chromadorea; Rhabditida; Rhabditidae.
AUGGGCCAGGACUCGCCUGCGCACUUUAACGGGAAAAAUGCCGCUGAUUUCGUCGAAUUCGAGGCGGAUCUGCAUUAUUGUGAUUUAAAGCAACUGGUAAAAGCAAGGAUACCAGUACCGUUGCCAGCCGGCACUGACGUGGAAGAAUUCUUCUCUCACAUCGUCACGACGCAGCAGGUUCCUAUGCCCUUUCGACAAGAACUUUCUCAAAAGCUACGGACGUUUUUGAGAAAAGAGCGGCUACGGAUCGAGGGCGAAAGAGAUGAUCUUUUGGUUGCCGAAAAGUUUAAUACGGACGUGCUGGAAUCACCCUCUGCAAGACAAUUCGCGAUUGAAAGAACACUGGACCAUCGCGUUACGACUUCAAAGCUGGCCGAUUAUUUCACGUUCAUCAUUGAGAACUCGAGUGCUGAACGGUUGACGUUUCUGAUGGACAAAGAAAUAGAGAUGGGAAUUCAGAUGAGCACGCUGAUUCGGGCAAGAGACUGGGAGCUUGAGAUGCAGCGGAUGGAAUGCGAGAAGGUUGUGGAGAAUGUCCAUACCGAUUCUCAGCCGAACGAGCUGUCUGCGCUGAACGAAAAGAUUCGGGAGAUCCACGAGUCUUACACCAAUGCUAUCAAGGAUUUGGCGGAGAGGCAGCGAGAAGAAUUUCGGACGUUGAUCACUGCGAUUUAUGAGCGAGACGAGAUUCCGCGUGAACUCUGUGGGCAUGCUGGGAAUGCGGCUGUGAGCGGUCUACCUCCCGCUCCCUCCGAUGACCUCGAAGAACGAUCCCGCUUCGAUGAGAGCUUCACGAUUUAUUUAGGCGCGCAAAUGAAGACCAUGCACAACGUCCGGCUACUGGAAAAUCGAAGCCUUUUGAAUCGAAAGCUUGGAGACAACCCAUCUCAACGACUACAAUCUUCAAUGAGUAUUUAUCGACGUGGAGAGCUUCAUGGAAUUAUCCUACUGGUUGACAAGGAUCCACUGUGGCAUAGAAAUAAAAGGACAGAAUUUGCCCGCCUAUGUGAACACUCGACUGAAUUGCACUUCGACACUCUUUCUACUCAACUUGAAGAGAUUGAGUCGAUGACCCGAAAAGCAAAUUCUUGGCGCCGUGAAGAAGCUUUGCAUAAAGUGGCAAGUGGUGAAAGUUUGCAGACACCUUUUGAUGCAGACGAACAACGUGAGGAUGGAAGUCUUCUAAUAGGAGACUUGUACCUGACACGUCAUUCGAGCCUUCUUGACGUCCAGGUAGUUUUCCACCUCGUCGUUGAUCAAUCCAUCAAAACAAUGGAACUUUCAAGCCGGCAUCCUUGUUUGGCUGGCUUUCGCAACGUGAUCCGAGCAUGUGCCCGAUUCGGAAUUACGACCAUCGAUAUUCCGUUGCUUUUGUCGGAAGAUGUUCAUCCGGAAAUGACGCCAGCUUGGUGUCUUCGAAGAGCAGAACUUGUUUUUAAGUGCGUCAAGGGCUACUUGAUGGAAGUAUGCAGUUCCGGAUGGGGAUCAAGCGCGCCCGGUGGCCCAGCAGUCACGCAUUCGCCACAUUAUAACAUCAAUUUCACAUUGCCUGCCGGACUCCCAGCCCCGAUUCUCACUCAAAUCACUGCAAUGUUUCCGGGAAUCUUUCAAUUGGUCCCUGCUAAAGGUCUG